This is a messenger RNA of Plectropomus leopardus (leopard coralgrouper), 2788 nucleotides long. It is a transcript of the gene vps37d, whose product is annotated as VPS37D subunit of ESCRT-I. The record is from RefSeq and is a predicted model, not a curated record. Gene Ontology annotation, cellular component: ESCRT I complex. NCBI's taxonomy places the organism in Eukaryota, Metazoa, Chordata, Actinopteri, Perciformes, Serranidae. Gene Ontology annotation, biological process: protein targeting to vacuole; protein targeting to membrane; ubiquitin-dependent protein catabolic process via the multivesicular body sorting pathway.
GCAUGCGGGCAGAUCGCAUCGCAUUCCGAUGUGAGCGAGAUGUAACCGCUGUGCGGACUUUAUGUUUCCUAAACCGUCUCCAGCCGCAUUUUGAAUGAAUAAAAUGUCCAGUUUGAAGGAGUCAAACUCUUGUCCUGACGGCUACAGGGCUUUAAGCACAAGUGAGCUGAGGGAGCUUUUACAAAACGACGACAAAAUGGACCAAAUCCUUCGACUCAAUGAGAAGUUUCAGGACCUUCAAGUGGACAGAGAGACGCUGCAGACGACCAAUCGGAGCUUGGCCGAGGAGAGCCUCGCCCGACGGCCCCGCCUUUACAACGGCAAACUCCAACUGGCGGAGAAAUACCGGGAACUGUCCAACCUGGCAACCACAUGCUGGGAAAAACAGAGUCAGCUUGAGGCCCAUGUCCAGAAGCACAGCCUGCAGACGGCACAGAACCUCCUGCAGGAAGAGGUGGCACGUGCCGAGGAGCAUUCAGAGGAGCUGCUGGAGAAGUUCAUGGAGGGAAACGUAAGCCUGGAUGAGUUCCUGGACUCCUUCCAAAGCUCCAGGAAGACGUAUCAUAUCCGCCGGGCUCAGGCGGAGAAGAUGCAGGAGGUCGCGCAGGCCAAGCGGCAGCAGAGCAAAACCAAGAGGGCAGAGGAGAGCAAGGAGGUGAGGAAGGACUCGGAGCAGCCGCAGGAGCCUCAGCGGCCCAACGGCUUCGUAGCACAGGGACCUCUGAGAGUGUUCCAGGUACGCUACGGCCUCACGCCGGCCAUCCUCCUCCCCCAUUACCCUGUUUCUCCCCCUGCCUCGGCUCCAGGCCAUCAAACCCCCCCACCUGAACCGGGACACAUCCUCAGCCCCAGCACGCCACUCCCAGGACACGGCCAAGCGGUCGGCCUUAGGGUCAUCGGACAGUUACCGGGCGGCUGGCCGGCUAACGGGCGGCCGGUGAGAGUGCAGCAGCUUUACAGGCCGAACCCACAACAGCCUGAACCGCCGUACCGAUAAGCCGGAGUAGUGAGGGGAGGAGGAGGAGGAUGAAAAGCCGGUUUGAGAGGUCUUCCAAGACGUGGAACCAAACAGUGGCUGUCACAAUCAUGUAAGCAAAGACUGAUCCAGAGACAGGCAGCACUGCAGGCGUCCGUUUCUGUUCUCCAUCCAUGACACACAAAUGUAACCAGAGCAGAGACAGGGAGGCGGUAGGUGACUCGGACUCGGAGGGAGGACUAGGGAUGGGCUCCAAUAGCCAGAUUUGUUCAAGCUCUGACGCUUACAAGUCUCUUAUAAAAAACCUUUUAUCUCACUUUAUUGUUUUUUUAUUUAUAAUGUAAAACAUUUAGACGAUUCUAGCGGUGGAUUUCUGCGUUUAGCUUUUGAGCACCGUCACCACUGUUGCGAUGACAGAGUGAAAUACAUUAACAGUGACAGCGGAAGCAGAGAUGUUUUCGGCGUGACAAAGAUUUGUAAAAAAAUAGGAUGAACGUACCGCUUCUGUCCAACCUGCACAGUCAGGGUGUUUAAUAGCUAACAAAACCAGCACGAAUUACUGAAAAUAAUGAUUUAAAUGAUCAAACUGAAUGAUUUGUUGCAGUGUGAUCAAAACAAAUGCAUCAUUUAAUAAAAGUGAAAAACACUUGAUACUGUAAAAGUAGAAUUAUGGCCAAGAAACAGGAAACCUAGCAGGAGAUACGAAGAGUGGUUAUUGGAGAUUUAGCAAAGUAAAAUUGAUUUUAUUGAGACCUUUUGCCUGAAAAAAAGUCUCAGUUUUUGGAGCAGCCAAUAACAAAGAUAGUUAUCUGUCUCUUAAACUGGACUAAAUGGGUCCGUCUCACUCCCAGAGACUCAAAAUAUGCCGCUUGGGCUCAUCUGUGUGUGAGAAACACCAGAAUUUUCACCAACUUGCAUGAAAACCCACACGCAUCAAUAUUAGACACUCAGAGCUACAGACAUAAUUUAAAGAGCGUGAUUGUUGCAGCAUUUCUGCCACUCAAAGUAAGGGUGGUUUCUUGCUCUGUUUAGUUUUGUGGGUUUUUUUGUAGCGACACACCACUGCCUUUUUGGCCAUGUUUGCAGCGUAGGCAUUUAUUGGCACCAUCUACAAUCCCUUCCCAACCAUAACCAAGUAGAUUUGUUGCCUAAACCUAUGCGCAAACCUUUCCUACUUCCAACCACUUCUGCAUCAAGUUGCAUCCCGAAGUGACUGCCCUCCGCGUCAUUUAAAAGGCAAAGUUCACCCAUAAAUGAAAAUUCAGCCAUUAUCUACUCACCCUCAUGCCAAUGGAACGUCAGGUAAAGUUGUAUAGUCCACGAAACACUGCCAGGAAUAGGCGAUGCACGCAUCCCAAACAAUUGAAGAAAAUGGUGACCAGGAUUUAAAUGUUAAAAAAAAAACAUAAUUAAAGCACAAAAUGUCUCCAUACUGCUUGUACAAAGUAAUCAAGUGUCCUGAUGCCCCAACAUGCCAAGUUGUUUUGAAAAACUUCCCUGGCGUCAUGUUUUUAGCCUUGCAGCCUGUAUCAAAGAUACUCCAUAUCAACAGUCUCUGCUUGUUGCCUGUAGGUCCUAUUCUUGGAGCCACAUUCAUGUAUGCGCGCUCGUGUUUAUAUGCUACUGUGUGUGGGGGAAGCUUCCCACACUGGGACCUUCAGGCUAUGAUAAGGCUAAAAAUAUGACGCCAGAGACGUUUUUAUUUUAUUUAUUUAUUUUUCCUUUGUUUUACCAGGUGAGUCAAUUGAGAACCAAUUCUCAUUUACAAUGACGACCUGGCCAAGAGGCGGCAUAAAGCAAAGAAAAACAAAC